Messenger RNA from Thunnus maccoyii (southern bluefin tuna), 2761 nucleotides. It is a transcript of the gene elf2a, whose product is annotated as E74-like factor 2a (ets domain transcription factor). Gene Ontology annotation, molecular function: sequence-specific DNA binding; DNA-binding transcription factor activity, RNA polymerase II-specific. Lineage: Eukaryota; Metazoa; Chordata; Actinopteri; Scombriformes; Scombridae. The record is from RefSeq and is a predicted model, not a curated record. Bases 325 to 1974 code for a protein of 549 amino acids. The transcript has 9 exons. Gene Ontology annotation, cellular component: nucleus. Gene Ontology annotation, biological process: regulation of transcription by RNA polymerase II; cell differentiation.
UGACGUCACGGCUGGCUGUGCUUUGACCCGCUUGGAUCCGUUCAAGCGAAGAGGCGGCGCGCCGGAAAGCUACAGGAUAGCAAGAGACGAGCACUAAUCAAAACACAACUCCAGGGCCCGUUUCCACCUUCACCCUUCAGUUUUCAACGCAGGAAGUCGAUAGGUGUCUGCAAAGUGAUUUUUGAGCGACGGAGGACUUACAAAGACUUGUUUGUGCAAGCCAAGUGAGCGUUUUGGCCUUGUCAACUUGGCUAACGUUAGGCCCAGCUAGCGCUAGCCGCGGAGCUUACUUAUCGUUAGCAAAAGCAAAACAAGGAAUGAGUGAUGACCUCGGUGGUAGUGUCAGACGGUGGAGGGAACAUAGUGGAGUAUGUCACCGUGGUGGAAGAGCCCCAGCAGUGCGAGCAGCAGCCUGCUGAGGAGGAGGAGGAGGAGGAAGAAGUGGUGCAGCAGGAGGUGGAGGCGGUGAUCGUGGAGGAGGAGGAGGAUGAGGAGGGCGUGGUCCUGCAGGAGGAGGGCUGUCCGGCGGUGAUUGUGGAGGAGGUGCCCAGCGCCCAGGUGGAGGAGUGCUACUCUGCACAGGUGCUGGUCUACGACGACGAGACGUACCUGAUGCAGGACGUGGCCGAGGAGCAGGAGGUGGUCACAGAGGUGGCAGAGACCGUGGAGAUGUCAGGUCACGACAUGGUGUGUUUUGACAAAACGUUUGAAGCAGCUGAAGCUCUUCUUCACAUGGAGUCUCCCGGAGGACUGCACAACGAACGCAACACAGAGGACGUGAUGAUGGAGACAGUGGUGGAGGUCUCGACAGAGUGCGGACCCAUAGAGGAGGAGUCCUUCCCCAUCCCUCCUGAAUGUGAACCUGCUGCCAAGAAGAAGAGAGGAGGAGGACGUAAGCCCAAGACACACCAGCCUGCAUCCAAUGGUUCCUUUGACCUGGGGAUCAAGAAGAGACCGAGGGAGGGAAAAGGCAACACCACCUACCUGUGGGAGUUCCUGCUGGAGCUGUUGCAGGAUAAAAACACCUGCCCCCGCUACAUCAAGUGGAUGCAGAGGGAGAAAGGCAUCUUCAAACUGGUCGACUCCAAGGCCGUGUCCAAACUGUGGGGGAAACACAAGAACAAGCCCGACAUGAACUACGAAACGAUGGGGCGGGCCCUGAGGUAUUACUACCAGCGUGGCAUCCUUGCGAAAGUGGAGGGUCAGCGGCUGGCCUACCAGUUCAAAGACAUGCCCAAGAACAUCCGAGUGAUUGACGACGAAGAGGAGGGCGAGGAGGUGGAGGACAGCGAGGGCAUGGUGUCAGGUCAGCAGGGUCCCGCCAGCCUGGGCACCAACUCCCCCGCCGCCACCCAGCCUCAGCAGACCUACGUCACUGUCAUCCCCAGCAACGCCGCCACCAGGCCCAUCCGAGCCAUGCCAGUGGUCAUGACUAACUCUCUAGGUCAGGUGACGUUAAACUCCUCCUCCAUCCUCACCACCACGGCAGGAGUCCCGGUAACGGUAACUAAUGCCAGCGCUCCCCCCAAACUGGUCAUCCAGGCGCUUCCCACCAUGCUGCCCGCCGGCUCCAAAGCAGGCGAGAAGAUCACCAUCAUCACCAUCCCAGCCAACCAGCUGGCCACGCUCAUGCAGGCUAACUCGUCAGGCCAGGUGACGCAGCUCAUCCAGGCCAAACCUGUCGCUACACAGUUAGCGCAGACCGCCAUAAAAGCAACCGCCCCCCAGACGGUCCAGCUAGCCGCGGGCCGGCCAGCACCACAGCUCAUCCUGGCCAAGCCAGCGGCGGUGGCUCAGCCGCUGCCGCAGCUCUCCGUGCAGGUCAGCCAGCCUCACCCCGCCCCGCCCAAAAGCCCCACCCCGCCCCCAAAGCCCUCCAGCAGUCAGCCCAAUGCAGCACAAUCAGAGGCUGCAGCAGAGGCUCCGCCCCCCUCCAGCCCGCCUGCAGCAUCAGCAGAAACCCCAGCUUCCUGAGAGCUGCGCCCUCAGCCGGGCGGGGGGGGGCCACUGAGGGGAGGAACAGGAAGUGACUGUGGACACUGCUGAGGAAGUGCAGGACCCUCCCCUCCACCACCACAGAGCAGAGCUGCUCUCUGAUUGGCCCAGACUGUCAGUCUGCUCUUACUACAGAGCUGCUGAAACCCCACAAAGGAUUAAAGGGACUGUUGUACAAACACACACACACACACACACACACAUGCGUGCACACACACAUACACACCCUUCAGAGCUCAGAGAUGAGCAGCCUUAGAUUGUAAAUGAAACCAGUCCUUUUUGUAAUCAAACAUAAUAUAAAAAGCCUGAUAAGACUUUGUUGUAAACAGAAAUGUAAAAAGCAUUUUUUGAUACUCAGCGGGUAUGUAUCAGUACAGAUGUAGUUUGAAUUCAUCUCUUUGUUUCCUGCUCUGUUACUCCACAGCACUGUCAGUCUCCACACUUGUCUUUUUGUACUGUUCAUAAAAAGGGAGUGAAAGGAUGUCUGCGUCCAGAUAAAAGAACUAAAAGGUGUGCUCCAAUUUGAAGUAUAAUAUACUAUUUUUUUUCUUGUACUAUCAGUGUAUUGAAGUAGAUUUUACUGAAAUAUGUAUUAUAAAAAAGACAAAUGUGAAUUAAAAUGGUCUUAUAGUCUGUCUUUUAUUCAAAAAUACACACACACACAGUCUGAAAUAUAUGACAUGUUGAGAGAUGAUGGUGCCGGGAGAUUAGUGAACCACUUCAUUGUGCUGGAUUCUUGGUGUGUUCUGUUUUAAUAUGUCACACU